Messenger RNA from Lemur catta (Ring-tailed lemur), 1015 nucleotides. RefSeq names its product BTG anti-proliferation factor 4 (gene BTG4). Gene Ontology annotation, cellular component: cytoplasm; nucleus. The record is from RefSeq and is a predicted model, not a curated record. Lineage: Eukaryota; Metazoa; Chordata; Mammalia; Primates; Lemuridae. Gene Ontology annotation, biological process: negative regulation of mitotic cell cycle; negative regulation of cell population proliferation. The transcript has 4 exons. Bases 1 to 690 code for a protein of 229 amino acids.
AUGAGAGAUGAAAUUGCAACAACAGUUUUCUUUGUCACAAGAUUGGUGAAAAAACAUGAUAAGCUGAAUAAACAGCAAAUAGAAGACUUCGCAGAAAAGCUGAUGACAAUCCUGUUUGAAACAUACAGAAGUCACUGGCACUCUGAUUGCCCUUCCAAAGGGCAAGCCUUCAGAUGUAUCAGGAUAAACAACAAUCAGAAUAAAGAUCCCCUUCUGGAAAAAGCUUGUGCUGAGAGUAAUGUGGAUUUUUCUCAACUGGGACUUCCGAAGGAGAUGACCAUAUGGGUAGAUCCCUUUGAAGUGUGCUGUAGGUAUGGUGAGAAAAACCAUCCAUUUACAAUUGCUUCUUUUAGAGGUAGAUGGGAGGAAUGGGAACUAUAUCAACAAAUCAGUUAUGCUGUUAAUAGAGCCUCAUUAGACUACUCCUCUGGCACUUCCUCGGAUGAAGAAAGUUAUGGCAAGGAACCUCAAAUCAUUCCUAAAGUCAGCAAUCCAAAGAGUAUUUAUCAGGGCGAAACCUUGAAACAGCCCUUUCAAUCUUGGUUCCAAAUUCCCCGAAAAAAGAAUGUGGCAGAUGUCCGUGUGGGCCUCCUGGGAAACACUUACCACGCUGCGCACAAGCACCCAAAGUGUCAAAGGCCUGCCGUGCGCCAGGUGGACAGGUACCACUGGGUCAACGCAAACCGAUGAUGCAGAGACUGGGCACAUGAUGGGAGGAGCCCAGAGGAGCAGCUUUAUUCUCUCUUAGAUGAAAAUGAGUCUCAGGUUGAGAGGCCCGUCCGUGAAACAGAAAAAAUGAACACAUUAGGAACUAGGGUGCAUAAUGGUGAAUCCUCUCACAUAGAUCAUGACUCUGUUCUUAGCUGUACUUUUAAUUCUGACUUAAUUUUACAUGAAGUUUUACGUAAUAUUGAUGAAUGUACCCAGUAAGAUAGUAGGAUGAAGAUAUUGACCUGUGUUAAGAUUCAAUGUGGUAUGAAAAGUAACAGUUUAAAUAAACGUACUGUGUUUUUAA